Messenger RNA from Acyrthosiphon pisum (pea aphid), 2485 nucleotides. It is a transcript of the gene Usp1, whose product is annotated as ubiquitin specific protease 1. The coding region runs from base 343 to 2295 and encodes 650 amino acids. Gene Ontology annotation, biological process: protein deubiquitination. The transcript is spliced from 8 exons. The record is from RefSeq and is a predicted model, not a curated record. Gene Ontology annotation, molecular function: cysteine-type deubiquitinase activity. Gene Ontology annotation, cellular component: cytosol; nucleus. Lineage: Eukaryota; Metazoa; Arthropoda; Insecta; Hemiptera; Aphididae.
GAUGUUGUGUAAGUACAAAGUUGUGUUAACACGACAAAAUGGUGGACCAGCCCAUGUCGUCGGUUCGCCCGUGAUAAUCAUUAUAAUUCAUUUAUUCAUAUAUUCGUCCCUCGUACCCUCGUCCAAUGUCGUUGGUACACAGUUGAGCCGAUACUCGAUAGAAAAACGAUUGCUGGGAAAAAGAACGCAAGUGCCGAUCUCCGUCCGCCAAACGCGCCUGAACACUAAACGCGCGCCCACGAUUUUGGUUCGGUGACAUUCGAAAACGAUCGCCGUGAACACCCUUUCUAUGCACACACGUCAUUUCCAUGAAAUCUCCUAUGUCCGAUUGGGUUAAGAAAAAUGACAGUUUUAUCGUCAGCAGAGACAGCUGAACAGCCGCCACGCAAGAAGUUGUGUUUAUCAGCAUCCAGGCAACUACAAUCUAAAUCCUAUGCACUCUCCCAACUUAACCCGAUGGCAUCACCUCUUGACCAGCCUGUUAUCCGGCAUAUCAAGCAACAGCAACAACUGCAGCAGCAACAGCAGCAGCAGCAGCAAAUAAACUGUUCUUGUGACAACGAAAGCAAUGGGUCCCCUGGUGUGGCAACUUUAUGCAAUCUUGGUAACACCUGUUUUCUGAAUAGUGUCUUGUACACAUUGAGAUUUGCACCUUCAUUUUUGCACAAUCUUCAUCACCUUAUUACCGAGUUACAAGAGAUCACGGGGCGGUCAACAAACGGACUCAAAGGAAAAUGUUCGUCUCUGGGUAGAAGUACAAGCUCAGUUAGCAGCAAAAUGUGGAACUUUCAAUCAUCAUUAAAUGUUAGUAUGAAUGAUCUAAAAAUCAUACAAGUUACUGAACGUCUUCAUCAAGUAUUCGAAGCAUUACAUAAUUGUGAGCUCAAAGACAGUUCAGAUCCAUAUCAACCUGAAGUAUUUUUGCAAUCCUUAAGAGACGUCAAUCCAAUUUUUGAGGGAAACCAACAACAUGACGCCCAUGAACUACUCGUCUGCUUGUUAGAUAAUAUCAGAGAGGGAUGUAAAUUAGUCAUGCAGCAUUCUGCCCAAGUGAAUUGUUUUGUAGCACCUGCUCCAGUCAUUCAACCAGUUGCGCCUAAUAAAUUGAAAAAAUUUUCUGGACAAGUGCGGAAGUCUUUAAAAAUUGCAUCCAGUAGUAAAACACGACCAGUUAAUGGAAUUCUCCCGCCCAGUGUUAAUAUUGCUAGUGAUAAAGUGGUUUUACCUGAAAACGACAAUUUUGCUGAUGACAAACAAAUGUAUGUAGUAAAUGGAACUACAAAUGCAGUCCAAUCUGAUGAAAAUGAAAGCAUUCCUAAUGGCAGCAGUAGUAGCAGUACAUCAAUGUUUGAUGAUUUUCAAGGUGUAUCCCUACUUCGCACCACUUGUUUAGAAUGUGAAUUUGUUACAGAACGGAAAGAGAGUUUUUGUGACAUCUGUGUUCCUAUAAAUGGUUUAACUAAUGGAGACAUAUCACCUGAAAAUGAAUUCAACCCCUAUGAUUAUGACAGCGUAAACAAAUUGUACCAUUCUGCAAUAGUAACUGAAGAAUAUUUACAAGACACUGACAAAUAUUGGUGCGAACAGUGUUGUCGAUAUAAUGAAGCUAAACGAAGUGUUGGAUAUGAAAGUUUACCUCGACUGCUGACAUUACAUUUAAAACGAUUUUGCACCAACUAUAGAGCUGUUGUGUCAAAAGUAAAUGAACACAUGCCAACACCUUUAACAUUGGAGUGUUUUUGUGAAGAGUGUUUAUCUCUCAAUUCACAACAAAAAACUCGAGCGCAUAGUUACCAGCUGUAUGCUAUAAUAAUGCAUUUGGGUGCUACAAUUGCGUCUGGGCAUUAUGUCGCAUAUGUUAAGGCUCAGGACAACCUUGACGAGUAUAUCAAUUGUCCUCGUGAUCGACGCAAGACUGGAAGCCUUUCCGUCACACCCAAUGGUACUUUGCCAGCAAAUUAUAAAAAGUCAUCAAUAUCAAAUGGUCUUUUCCGAUUUCUAAAAAUAUCUUCAAAAACGUCAUCAUCUGGUGCUCCUAAUAGUCAGUCAAGUGAUUCAAUUGAUUCAGGAAAAGUUUCUUCGAUAGGACGGUGGUGCCGUAGUCUAGAAUGUUGUGGAGUAAGAAUAUUAGAUAAUUCAGAAGGUGGAGACAGUGUGUGGUUAGAGUGUGAUGAUGAAACAGUGAGAACAAUGUCGGUUGCACAAUUAACACAAAUUUUAGAAUCCAAAUCAUCCAAGAACUCAGCACUAACUCCAUACUUAUUAUUUUAUGUUAAAGUGAAUCACAGCGAAUAACUCAUAAUUUUUUAAUUCAUAUGAAUGAAUAAACCAUGGUAGUGUUCAUUUGGUGACAAAUAAUAAAUCAGAACUUCGAGUGUUGGCACCUUUACCAAAGACUAAUAUUUAAGUGCACAUUAUCACUACAACUUUUAAUGUUUCAAAGUUAAUUAAAUACAGAAUAUUUAAUUUUUUUUUAUUAUUAUGA